Molecule: messenger RNA, 1275 nt
Organism: Sporothrix brasiliensis 5110
Lineage: Eukaryota; Fungi; Ascomycota; Sordariomycetes; Ophiostomatales; Ophiostomataceae
Exons: 1
Coding region: 1-1275 (424 amino acids)
Source: RefSeq, a predicted model, not a curated record
AUGGAGAAGCCGCAGCUGAUGAAGAAGCUGGACAAGCAGGAAAUCGCUCUUGGAAAAUUGAGGACUGAGAUGCUUGCAAUUGAGUCUGGCUUAAAAUCACCCCCGCCAGCAGACGGACAGUCGCAAGGACAGCAUGAUAAGGUGCAUGGAACAGGUUCUAAAACUGCACCUGUUCCCGCCCCUGCUGCCUCGAAUGCUGGAACACCGCCCACUACAACACCGAUAGCGUUUCCUGGGGACGACUUUACGAGCUUGCGGAUAGAAAUCAGUAGGCUUAAUGAGCGAAUUGGUCCACUGGAGAAGAUACCGGAGACGGUCGAAAAUAUGCAUUCGCGGCAGGCGAAGGCGGUUGCAUUAAACAACAUCGAGAGAAACAAACUUCGCGACGAACUGCGGAAAGAAGUGCGUACGGGAUGGGACAACUUGGCCGUGACAUUUGGUGAUCUCAUCGACAAGGAGACCAAGGAACGAUCUAUGGAUAGCGAACGUCUGAAGGAGCUCGAAAGGACUGUGCGGGAUCUCAAAGAGCUGCCUGGCUCUACCACCAGCAACGCCCGAAUAGCGUCUACGACAACCAACACCGAUGUGGAUAUGGCAGAAACAACGCUGGAACCAUUUCUCUCUCCGGUGCCAGAGCCCGUUAGCACCGUAGGCCCUGCUGAGCCUAUCGAGCCUAUGGAGCAACUUACGGCUAUACCGCCGGCCGUCACGCGAGUACCGAACACAGGACCGGCAACGAAAUCGUCACAACCUGGUAGCAACCCCGAUGUACGAGACCUCGAAAAAGAAAUACGGCUUCUUCAGCAGAGAAUGCAGUAUUCAGAGGAUGAUGUACGGGCGGUGCGGGUCGAGUUUGACGGGCAAUGUGCCACUCUGAGGAUGAUGGUUUCGACACUGGACUCGCAGUUCAACAACCUGACAACCAAGGACUUAUUCCACUCUAUCAUCGGCCACUUGGAGAAAAUGUACCCAAAUGCACGGCAACUGCAGGAAGACGUGAAGAGAAUUGGGCUCGAUGUCAAUCUAAUAAAGCAAAACAACCGAAUCACCGGCGAGGCUAUCCAAAAACUGGAAGAUAUCAUAGCUGCGCCGGUAGGCCAGAAGCGGCCUUUAGCAGGACGUACGGACAACGGAGGUCUUGUGGGUGAAUCCUCGUCGAUGAUAAAGCGGCAAAAGACCAGCGAGACUACAUCCAACGGCAAUGCUUCCACGAACAGCCCGACGAACCGCCCUGUGAACGGUGCUGCCGUGGCCUCGGCGUCCGCCAGUUCGUAG